AUGGAUGAAGCCGCCGAGGCCGGAGAAAAGCAUUCGCAGAGCCUGACGGAGUUUCGCCAAUCACAAGACCGAUAUGACUUCCCUUCGCGUCCUGACGGAACAGUUACUGCAUCUCGAAGGGCAAUGGAGAAGGUUAUCCACGACAUCUGUUUGGAUUUCUUCGACGGCCACGUCUACUACCUACUCACCAUUCUAGGGAAGAUGAAAAUACCGCUCCUUCGGUUUUCCCCUCCGGAAUUCGAUAUGCCAUCUCGUCGAUGA
Haemonchus placei is the source of this 261-nucleotide messenger RNA. The record is from the annotation of a GenBank genome assembly. Lineage: Eukaryota; Metazoa; Nematoda; Chromadorea; Rhabditida; Trichostrongylidae.